Fusarium venenatum is the source of this 1089-nucleotide messenger RNA. RefSeq lists its product as uncharacterized. NCBI's taxonomy places the organism in Eukaryota, Fungi, Ascomycota, Sordariomycetes, Hypocreales, Nectriaceae. The record is from RefSeq and is a predicted model, not a curated record.
AUGGCGGGCCGUCUCAAAGAUGCCAUCAAGAAGCGAGCUUCACGUCUGCUCCAUAGAAACAAAGAUGAAGAAAGAGACACACCCGAGGGUGCAGACUCACAGCCUUCAAGCAACAGAAACAGUCUGAAUUCCUUGAGUAGAAAGUCACAGCCACGCCAUCGGAAGUCAUUGAGUCUCUUGAGUCGAAGCUCAAAGGCAGAACGAGAAGAUGGUCAUGACGUCCACCAGACACAGGCGCCCGAAAAUCGCUAUGAUGUACAUCCAGCUGUUCAGCCAUUGGAGGCAGAUUUAGAGCCCAAAACUCCCAGAUUAGAGCGUCAACGUCCCGGUAUCAAAUCGGAAGACACCGAUGACCAAAACGCUGAUGGUAAUGCCCAGGGCAAAGAUUAUUUCGAUGGUGCCUCGGACGAAGCUGCUCGGCAAGAUCAGCCGAAACAGGAGAACGCGAACCGUACAACACACCAAAACACAAGUCCAGCCAACUCACCUGAUGCGGUUGAACUCGAGAGAAGGCUUUCCCGUCUAGCUGUCUCGCGGCAAGAGUUGGAGCUUCCUGAGAUAGAUGUCGCCCCUUUGACACCUUUUGAAUACGUCCAAGAGGUCGAUACUACACAGGCGAAACUCUCACGGCUUGCAAUCGGGCAAGAAGGUCCUGAGAAAGCAUCAACACACAUCGAGCCCUUAUCUCAAGAGUCUGAUGUUAACCUCGAGUCCAAUGCUAGCCAAGAGGCCAACAUCAAACACAAUUUGGAAGCCAUUCAUCUUCGAGACGCCGAGUUCGAUCGCAUCAAUAAGGAAGUUCAAGCCGGCACAAACGGUGAAGCCAACUUCCACCUACAGAAUAGCCUGGACUUUGACCGGACAGUUCACAACCAAGAACCGGUCGUGCAUGAAUCGGUUCGCCCCCAUGUUCAUACGAUAUAUGAGCCGAAACGCACGCUGUCGAUUCACCAUCAUGAGCAUCGAACUCUGAUCCAGCCGAUCAAAGACCCCAACCCUACCAUACUUCCAGAGCAACACUGGCUUCAAGAUGACAGGACGGGAGAGAUAUAUAGAAUCCCUGACGAAUUAGGAAAGCAACUGAUGUAG